CAAAAUAGUACAAUUUUUUAAGGCCUUAUUCAUUGUUUUUCAUUUUAACAAAAACAAGGGUCUUUUAACAAAAAGGGUCAUUUUUUUUUUCCUUCAUGGCUCUGAUCACAUCACAGUCUAAACACCCUCUUCUUAACCAAAUUACCACUGUUCACUGUGCAAUUCCAAGGUUGAACAGAACUGUGAUUGGUCUUGGAUCCUUCACAAACAAUGUUAAAACCAUUAAAGUUUGCAACUUUGACUCAAACCCAAGAAAAUUCACUCUUCAAAAUCACAACUUUAUUACCUAUAACAAUAACAAGAAGCCAAUAACAAUAGCAAAUGCUGCAUUUUCUUCAGAAACUUUGGUGCCACCAGAACAAGAACAAGAAGAGCAAGGGCCAUUGAAGAAUCAGAGAAGGAUUCUGCUAUCUGAUGUGAUUGUGGAGAGAGAGAGGAAUGUGUUAUUUGGAAGGAAAUGGAACUCAUUGGAUGUUGGAACUGCUGGUGUUGUUCUUGCCAUGCAUGUUCUUAGCCUCUUUGCACCAUUUCAAUUCAAUUUCCAUGCUCUUUGUGUUGCUUUGGCUUUGUAUGUUGUGACUGGUCUAUUUGGUAUCACACUCUCUUUCCAUAGAAACCUUUCUCAUAGGAGCUUCAAGCUUCCCAAAUGGCUUGAAUAUACAUUUGCCUAUUGUGGAGUUCUUGCUCUUCAGGGUAACCCAAUUGAUUGGGUUAGCACUCAUAGGUACCAUCACCAAUUCUGUGAUUCAGAGAGAGACCCUCAUAGCCCCACUGAAGGAUUCUGGUUCAGCCAUAUGAGUUGGCUAUUUGAUACAAAUUCUAUCAUAGAAAGGUGUGGGGAGACAAACAAUGUUGGUGAUUUAGAGAAACAAUCUUUUUAUAGGUUUAUAAGAAGUAGUUACAUUGUUCAUCCACUUGCUUUGGGAGCUCUUCUUUAUGCCAUUGGAGGAUUUCCUUUUCUUGUUUGGGGAAUGGGUGUGAGGAUUGUUUGGGUGUACCACAUAACUUGGUUGGUAAAUUCAGCUUGCCAUGUAUGGGGGAAUCAAGCAUGGAACACCAAGGACUUAUCCAGAAACAAUUGGUGGGUAGCAUUGCUUGCAUUUGGUGAAGGUUGGCACAAUAACCACCAUGCAUUUGAGUAUUCAGCUAGACAUGGCUUAGAGUGGUGGCAAUUGGACAUGACUUGGUAUGUGGUUAGGUUCUUACAAGCAAUUGGAUUGGCCACUGAUGUGAAGCUACCCUCUCAAAGUCACAAGCAAAAAAUGGCAUUCAAUUGAAUGGUGCAAGAUUUCAAAGUAGCCACAUGAAACAUAGUUCUUUGUUCAAGUCCUAUGUGGUAGGAAGGGGAAAAAAGAAGGGUAUAUUAGUAAUAUUUUAAAAGAAGAUAAACAAGUUGGGCAAAUGAGGAUUUGAGUGAGUGGUACUUUUGUUGAUGGCAAAGUUGUUUUGUUAGGCAAGUGAAAGUUGCUUGUAGUUUGUUCCCUUUUUUGGGUGUUACUUUCAGCAUUCAUGAAUAAUGAAUGUAUGAUUUGA
Arachis duranensis is the source of this 1533-nucleotide messenger RNA. Its product is annotated as palmitoyl-monogalactosyldiacylglycerol delta-7 desaturase, chloroplastic. The coding region runs from base 96 to 1277 and encodes 393 amino acids. Lineage: Eukaryota; Viridiplantae; Streptophyta; Magnoliopsida; Fabales; Fabaceae. The record is from RefSeq and is a predicted model, not a curated record. Gene Ontology annotation, cellular component: endoplasmic reticulum membrane. Gene Ontology annotation, molecular function: oxidoreductase activity, acting on paired donors, with oxidation of a pair of donors resulting in the reduction of molecular oxygen to two molecules of water. The transcript is spliced from 5 exons. Gene Ontology annotation, biological process: lipid metabolic process.